Messenger RNA from Cervus elaphus (red deer), 6340 nucleotides. It is a transcript of the gene APAF1, whose product is annotated as apoptotic peptidase activating factor 1. The record is from RefSeq and is a predicted model, not a curated record. Lineage: Eukaryota; Metazoa; Chordata; Mammalia; Artiodactyla; Cervidae. The transcript has 27 exons. Gene Ontology annotation, biological process: regulation of apoptotic process; apoptotic signaling pathway. Gene Ontology annotation, molecular function: protein binding; ADP binding. Gene Ontology annotation, cellular component: apoptosome. The coding region runs from base 471 to 4220 and encodes 1249 amino acids.
CGGCGGCCUUCUCGUGAAUUUCCGGGUGUGUUUAUUUGCGUGCGCGUGGCCGCGACGUCCCAGCUGGGCCCGCAGGCGGGUUUUGAAAGCUCCGGGGUCCUGAGGCGGAGAGGCUGCCUUUAUUUCUGUGCGGAAGGAGUAAGGGGGCCGGCCGUGAGGAGUCUGAGGGGGUCAGCGACCCGCGAGGACAUGACGUAGCCGCGGCGGCGGCGGCGUCCAGAGUGGCCCCCGGCUCCCGCCCGGCUGCAAUUGCAGCCUGAGGGAAGGAGCCACAGCCCUAGUGACCCUCCUUCCUUUGUGUCUGGGUUGGAGUUAGCACCUCGGCGCCCCGGGACUGCGACGGCCGCCCUGUGGGGGUGACGCCCCCUUCUCUGCGGGUCGGAGGUUCGCGGGGGGCCUUCAGGUACCCCCCUUGCUGCGGACGCUCAGCUCAUGGUUGACAGCUCAGAGAAAGAAAAACCUGAGGGAAGAUGGAUGCAAAAGCUCGAAAUUGUUUGCUUCAACAUAGAGAAGCCUUGGAAAGGGACAUCAAAACAUCCUACAUCAUGGAUCACAUGAUUAGUAAUGGAGUUCUAACAGUGUCAGAGGAGGAAAAAGUGAAAAAUGAGCCCACCCAACGGCAACGAGCAGCUAUGCUAAUUAAAAUGAUACUUAAAAAAGAUAAUUAUUCUUAUAUAUCAUUCUACAAUGCUCUACUCCAUGAAGGUUACAAAGAUCUUGCUGCCCUUCUGCACGGUGGCAUUCCUGUCGUCUCUUCUUCUGAUGGCAAAGAUUCAGUUAGUGGAAUAACUUCAUAUGUAAGGACAGUCCUGUGUGAAGGUGGAGUACCACAGAGGCCCGUUGUUUUUGUUACUAGGAAGAAGCUAGUGAAUGCAGUUCAGCAGAAGCUCUCUAAGCUGAAUGGUGAACCGGGAUGGGUCACCAUAUAUGGAAUGGCAGGUUGUGGGAAGUCUGUAUUAGCUGCAGAAGCUGUUCGAGAUCAUUCUUUCCUAGAAGAUUGUUUCCCAGGGGGUGUGCAUUGGGUGUCAGUUGGGAAACAGGACAAAUCCGGGCUUCUGAUGAAGCUGCAGAACCUUUGCGCACGGUUGGAUCAGGAUGAGAGCUUCUCCCAGAGGCUUCCACUUAAUAUUGAAGAGGCUAAAGACCGUCUCCGCAUUCUGAUGCUGCGCAAACAUCCAAGGUCUUUAUUGAUCUUGGAUGAUAUUUGGGAUCCUUGGGUGUUAAAAGCUUUUGACAAUCAGUGUCAAAUUCUUCUCACAACCAGAGAUAAGAGUGUUACAGAUUCAGUAAUGGGUCCUAAAUAUGUAGUGCCUGUGGAGAGUGGUUUAGGAAAAGAAAAAGGACUUGAAAUCUUAUCCCUUUUUGUUAAUAUGAAGAAAACAGAUUUGCCAGAACAAGCUCACAGUAUUAUACAAGAAUGUAAAGGUUCCCCUCUUGUAGUGUCUUUAAUUGGUGCACUUUUACGAGAUUUUCCCAACCGCUGGGAGUACUACCUCAGGCAACUUCAGAAUAAGCAAUUUAAGAGGAUAAGAAAAUCUUCAUCUUAUGAUUAUGAGGCUCUAGAUGAAGCCAUGUCUAUAAGUGUUGAAAUGCUCAGAGAAGAUAUCAAAGAUUAUUACACAGAUCUUUCCAUCUUUCAGAAAGAUGUUAAGGUGCCUACAAAGGUGUUAUGUAUCCUCUGGGACUUGGAAACAGAAGAAGUUGAAGACAUAUUACAGGAAUUUGUUAAUAAGUCUCUCUUGUUCUGUGACCGGAAUGGAAAAUCAUUUCUUUAUUAUUUACAUGAUCUGCAAGUGGAUUUCCUUACUGAAAAGAAUCGCAGCCAGCUUCAGGAUCUACACAAGAAGAUGGUCACUCAGUUCCAGAGACAUCACCGGCUGCAUUCUCUUUCACCAGAUCAGGAGGACUGCAUGUAUUGGUACAAUUUUUUGGCCUAUCACAUGGCCAGUGCUAAUAUGCACAAAGAACUGUGUGCUUUAAUGUUUUCCCUGGAUUGGAUUAAAGCAAAAACGGAACUUGUAGGCCCUGCUCAUCUGAUUCAUGAAUUUGUGGAAUACAGGCAUAUAUUGGAUGAAAAGGAUGGUACAGACUGUGAGAAUUUCCAGGAGUUUUUAUCUUUAAAUGGACAUCUUCUUGGACGACAGCCAUUUCCUAAUAUUGUGCAACUGGGCCUCUGUGAACUGGAAACUUCAGAGGUUUAUCGGCAAGCUAAGCUGCAGGCCAAGCAGGAGGUCGAUAACGGAAUGCUUUACCUGGAGUGGGUAAACAAAAAAAACAUGAAGAACCUCUCCCGCUUGGUUGUCCGCCCCCAUACAGAUGCUGUUUACCAUGCUUGCUUUUCUGAAGAUGGUCAAAGAAUAGCUUCUUGUGGAGCUGAUAAAACUUUACAGGUAUUCAAAGCUGAAACAGGAGAGAAACUUCUAGAAAUCAAGGCUCAUGAUGAUGAAGUGCUUUGCUGUGCAUUCUCUGCAGAUGACAGAUUUAUAGCAACCUGCUCAGUGGAUAAGAAAGUGAAGAUUUGGAAUUCAAUGACUGGGGAACUAGUGCGUAUCUAUGAUGAGCACUCAGAGCAAGUCAACUGCUGCCACUUCACCAACAACAGUAAUCACCUUCUCUUAGCCACUGGUUCAAAUGACUACUUCCUUAAACUCUGGGAUCUGAAUCAAGAAGAAUGCCGAAAUACCAUGUUUGGCCAUACAAAUUCAGUCAGUCACUGCAGAUUUUCACCAGAUGAUCAGGUUUUGGCUAGUUGUUCAGCUGAUGGAACAUUAAAGCUUUGGGAUGUGAAAUCUGCAAACGAGAGGAAAAGCAUUAAUGUGAAGCAGUUCUUCCUGAACUCAGAGGAGCCUCAGGAGGAUCUGGAAGUGAUAGUGAAAUGCUGCUCGUGGUCUGCUGAUGGUGCUAGGAUAAUGGUGGCCGCGAAAAAUAAAGUCUUUCUCUUUGACAUUCACACCAGUGGCCUGUUGGCAGAAAUCCACACGGGUCAUCAUAGCACUGUCCAGUACUGUGACUUCUCCCCCUACAACCACUUGGCAGUGGUGGCUUUGUCCCAGUACUGUGUGGAGUUGUGGAGUAUGGACUCACGCCUAAAAGUAGCUGAUUGCAGAGGACAUUUAAGUUGGGUCCAUUGUGUGAUGUUUUCUACUGAUGGAUCAUCAUUUUUGACAUCUUCUGAUGACCAGACAAUCAGGCUCUGGGAGACAAAGAAAGUAUGUAAGAACUCUGCUACAGUGUUAAAGCAAGAAAUGGAUGUUGUGUUUCAAGAAAAUGAAGUGACGGUUCUUGCAGUUGACAAUAUAAGGCGUCUGCAACUCAUUAAUGGAAACACAGGUCAGAUUGAUUACCUGACUGAAGCUCAAGUGAGUUGCUGUUGUUUAAGUCCAAAUCUUCAGUACCUUGCAUUCGGAGGUGAAGAUGGAGCCAUUCAGAUUUUAGAACUCCUGAACAACAGAAUCUUCCAAUCCAGGAAUGGGCACAAGAGCACUGUUCGACACAUCCAGUUCACAGCUGAUGGAAAGACUCUUAUCUCAAGCUCUGAUGAUUCUGCAGUUCAGAUAUGGAAUUGGCAAUCAGAGGACCCUUUCUUUCUCCAAGCCCACCAGGAAACAGUGAAAGACUUUAGACUCUUGAAAAAUUCAAGACUGCUUUCCUGGUCAUUUGAUGGAACAGUAAAGGUAUGGAAUAUUAUUACCAGAAGACUAGAAAAAGACUUUGUGUGUCACCAUGACACAGUUCUUUCUUGUGAUAUUUCCUCUGAUGCUACUAAGUUUUCUUCUACCUCUGCUGACAAGACUGCAAAGAUUUGGCGUUUUGAACUCCUUUCUCCUCUUCAUGAAUUGAGAGGCCACAAAGGCUGUGUGCGCUGCUCUUCCUUCUCUGUGGACAGUGCCCUGUUGGCGACUGGAGACGACAAUGGAGAAAUCAGGAUAUGGAAUGUCUCAAACGGUGAGCUUCUUCAUUUGUGUGCUCCGAUUUCAGUAGAAGAAGGAGCUACUACUCAUGGAGGCUGGGUGACCGACCUUUGCUUUUCUCCAGACACCAAAAUGCUUGUUUCUGCUGGAGGAUAUCUCAAGUGGUGGAAUGUUGUCACUGGGGAAUCCUCACAGACCUUCUACACAAACGGAACCAAUCUUAAGAAAAUACAUGUGUCCCCUGACUUCAAAACAUAUGUGACUGUUGAUAAUCUUGGUAUUUUAUAUAUUUUAAAGAUUUUAGAAUAAAAUAGUUAAGUGGUGAUGUAAGUUGACCUCUUGUAAUUUUGAGUUGGAAAAAAAUCCUAAUGAAACUCUGUACUUUAACUUUUAUAAAGCUGUGAAUUGUUUUGUAGUAUUGCAUUAAUUACAAAAGUGUUUGUGGUUGGAUGAAUAAUAUUAAUGUAAUUUUCCCCAAAUGAACACACCUUUAAUCUUAUUUUUCAUAAUCACCAUUAUUUUUUAACAGUUUGUCCUUAAGAUGCAAAUGAAAAUGUGAAUGUGUACCUAGUUAUACCAUUGGUAAAAUUCUCCCUUGCUGCAUUCAAAUUGGUUGACAUAAUUAAUGAGAAUAAUUGGAAGGAAAUGCAUAUAUUUUAAUACUGUCAUCGGUGCAGGCCGUGCCUCAGGGUGGUGGUAGCCUGCUUUCUGAACCACACCCCAAGGGGGGUAUAUAAUUCUCUCAAAUAUAAUCACAGAGCCUAUUUGCACCCCUUAAAAUUUACUUUCAAAAUAUUGUGUCUAUGUGCACAGUUUGCAAAAUUUUCUUUAAUUCACUUGAUAAGUGAGUCUUAGAUUUCAAAAGUUCUCUCUGUGAAGCAAAUGUUAUGUGUGUUGGAGAGAGUAAAUUUUGUCGGUCUACCUUUUUUCCUUAGCUUGUGGCAGCCCCAGGCUGGACCUGGAGUCUGUCAGUCUCUGGACUGGGCACUCUCCUGCUCUCUCUGGUUUUUUACGUACCAGACUUCCUACUUGACUGAACUUAACCUUUCUUAAUCCUCACUUUCUCUCUUUUCUUAAAAGUAAUUGCUCCACAUUUAAAUGUUAGUAAAUUGGAAUAAUUGAGGAGGAGCUAAUUUUAAUCAUAAGUUUUAACAACAGACUUUUUCUAAGAUAUAGAAAAUAGUAAAAAAAAAAAAAAAAUUUUUUUUUUUCUUCUAAAUUCCAUUUACUUUUAGAUGAAUGGCCUUGCCAGUGCUGUUCUCUUAGUGAAUUUCAAGAGAAUCUCUGGUUUUCUACACCAUACUGGAAGAGUCGCUGUGGCUGGAAGAUGUCACCUUUAACCUCCCAGCCAGUCUGUUUUUCUUCCCUUCUCUUCCUCCUCCUUUUUCUCCCUCCAAAGUUAAUUAAAAACAGAAAUUAGAAAAGAUAGUUUUUGACAGGGAAAAGCAUAUCAAUAUCAGUAACUAGCUUUUUUGACCUCCUGAUUAGGAAUUUUAUUUGCAGCUUAAAUCCAAACAUUUUCACUGAAAUAUAUUGUUAAGUGUUAGUAAUAGAUGUGGUUCUUACAUAAAAAGACAACCAAAAUUCAAAACUUUUUGUUGCUGUAAGAAGAACUAAAUCAAGUGAACAUUAGCUUCAAUAGUAGGCAAGCAUUGAGCCAGUUUCUGUUGGUGCAUAUUAGUAGAUGUGGGGUGGGUAGGGGGAAUAGACCACUUCAGAUGUAUUUUAGAUUAGAUAUUCCUAUUUAGCAUUUGAGGGAACCAUAAGUAGAGUGAAUAAAAUACUUUGAUUAGAAGAUUUGUUUUUGUUUUUUUUGUUUGUUUUAUGGUGGGUUGAGGAACUGAUUUAUGGACUUACUGUGACUUAAGCAAAUGUGAUGUGAAAAUCUCAAUUUCAUAAAAAUGUUUUAUAAUGUUACUCAUGUUCUGUGCAGAGUACCGAAAUCAUAAUUUGAUUUGCAUACAGUGUUAAGGAACUCUGUGUUUAUAGCUCAUUGUAUAAGUUUUAACUUUUGGAAUUAAGUCACUUGACUAUAAAAAUAUAGCAACAGAUAAGCCUUUAAAAAUGCCUUGAUUGGCCCUUAUCUUACAAAUAAAAAGAAAAAUAAGAAGAAAGACCAGGUAACAUGAGGGAAGAGGAAAAGCCUUUCAAGGCAGCUUAAGUGGCCAGUCAAGGGGAGGGUUUUGUUUUUUACUUUUGGACGAGCAUUUUUCAAACAUUUCUCCUUGCUUUAUUAUUAUUAUUUUUUAAUUGGAAAUACAUUGCAUUUUGUAUGUGUAAGUUUUUUUUUUUUUUUUUACAUUGGAUGUGUUUUGUUUGUUUUGAAAACUGUUUUGUAUUUGUGAUACGCUUACAUGAUUUUUUUGCCUUGGUAUACAUUUUUAAUACAUGAAUUAAAAAUUUUAUAAUAAUAAAAUUCCUAAAAUAUU